AUGGCGCGAACUGUUGAUCCCCACUUCAACAUUCUGGAGAAGGUCUACCCCUUCGCGCUCAACACGCUCUUGUCGAACCCGUCGGAUUCGCCCGUCUUGCGUCAGACCUUGCGCAACCUUUGCAGCGACGGCACAGGGCGGCUUUCAAUGAAGCAAGCUACCUCGUUGGUGGAUUCCGCGGCUAAGCUGACCGGAAACCAUCGGCGGACAGUGGUCGCAGACAGCCUCCGAAGCCCCGGCGGCCGCCGCUUCUUCCGGGCGCUGGUGCGAAGUGAAGCGGCCAAGCUGUGGGGCCGCAUCUAUGGAG
This is a messenger RNA of Symbiodinium pilosum, 307 nucleotides long. The record is from the annotation of a GenBank genome assembly. Lineage: Eukaryota; Dinophyceae; Suessiales; Symbiodiniaceae.